Molecule: messenger RNA, 4451 nt
Organism: Nycticebus coucang (slow loris)
Lineage: Eukaryota; Metazoa; Chordata; Mammalia; Primates; Lorisidae
Gene: RNF123
Product: ring finger protein 123
Exons: 37
Coding region: 130-4044 (1304 amino acids)
Cellular component (GO): cytoplasm
Molecular function (GO): ubiquitin-protein transferase activity; protein binding
Source: RefSeq, a predicted model, not a curated record
CGCGAACAGACGCUUGAUUUGGUCCUGGACGGACGCCGUAGCCUAGAGGCUGGGCGGAUGUUGUGAGCCGGGUCGCGGCGGCCGAGGCUAGGGCCUCCAGGACCACUGGCAGCCCAUGAGAGAUGAAGGAUGGCAUCCAAGGGGGCCGGCAUGUCUUUCUCCCGCAAGAGCUAUAGGCUGACUUCAGAUGCUGAGAAAUCCAGGGUCACAGGCAUUGUGCAUGAGAAGCUGCUGAAUGACUACUUGCACCGCGUCUUUUCUUCUGACCAUGAACCCCUCGCAGCCUCCAGCAGGAAACCCCUGAACUUCCAGAACCUGACAGAACAUCUGGACCAGCUGCUACAGGUGGACAAUGAGGAUGAGGAAAGCCAGGGACAGGUUGAAGGGCGGCUUGGCCCAUCUACUGUAGUCCUGGACCACACAGGUGGCUUUGAGGGGCUUCUUCUGGUAGAUGACGACCUGCUGGGGGUGAUUGGACACAGCAACUUUGGCACUAUCCGCUCUACCACAUGUGUGUACAAAGGGAAAUGGGUCUACGAGGUGCUCAUCUCCUCCCAAGGGCUCAUGCAGAUCGGCUGGUGCACCAUCAACUGCCGCUUCAAUCAGGAGGAGGGGGUUGGAGAUACACACAACUCCUAUGCCUAUGAUGGCAACCGGGUACGCAAGUGGAAUGUGACCACAACGAAUUAUGGCAAGGCAUGGGCAGCAGGGGACAUCGUGAGCUGCCUGAUUGAUCUGGAUGAUGGUACUCUGUCCUUCUGCCUGAAUGGUGUGUCACUGGGUACUGCCUUUGAGAACCUUUCCAGGGGCCUGGGCAUGGCCUACUUCCCAGCCAUCAGCCUCUCUUUCAAGGAAUCCGUCGCCUUCAACUUCGGCAGCCGUCCUCUGCGCUACCCGGUGGCAGGCUACCGGCCCCUGCAGGACCCACCAUGUGCUGACCUGGUGCGGGCACAGAGGUUGCUGGGCUGUUUCCAGGCAGUGCUGAGUGUGGAGCUGGACCCUGUGGAGGGGCGGCUGCUGGACAAGGAGGGCUCCGAGUGGCAAUUACAGGGCCAGCCCACCAUCCUCCUUACACUGGCCCACAUCUUCCAUCACUUCGCACCACUGCUGCGCAAGGUAUACCUGGUGGAAGCUGUGCUCAUGAACUUCUUGCUGGGCAUCGUGGAGAAGGGCACACCUUUGCAGGCACAGACCAUGGUGCACCAGGUCCUGGACCUCUUGUGGCUCUUCAUGGAGGACUAUGAGGUACAGGAUUGCCUCAAGCAGUUGAUGAUGUCUCUGCUACGGCUGUACCGGUUCUCACCCAUUGUCCCAGACCUAGGCCUACAGAUCCACUACCUGCAGCUCACUAUUGCCAUCCUGAAGCAUAGGAAAUCCCGCAAGUUUCUGCUUAGCAACGUCCUCUUCGACGUGCUCCGGUCCGUUGUCUUCUUUUACAUCAAGAGCCCCCUCCGUGUGGAGGAGGCUGGCCUGCAGGAGCUCAUUCCCACCACCUGGUGGCCCCACCGCUCCAGCAGGGAGGGCAAAGAGAGUAAGGGGGUGAAGGAGGAGGCUGCUGAGGAGCGGAUACGGCGGCGAGCCUACGAACGGGGCUGCCAAAGGCUCAAGAAGCGCAUUGAAGUGGUAGAAGAACUGCAGGUCCAGAUCCUGAAGCUACUAUUGGACAAUAAAGAUGACAACGGGGGCGAAGCUUCGAGGUACAUCUUCUUGACCAAAUUCCGCAAGUUUCUUCAGGAGAAUGCCAGUGGUCGAGGGAACAUGCCCAUGCUCUGCCCGCCUGAGUAUAUGGUCUGCUUCUUGCAUCGGCUGAUCUCUGCCCUACGCUACUACUGGGAUGAGUACAAGGCUUCCAACCCCCAUGCUUCCUUCAGUGAAGAGGCCUACAUCCCGCCUCAGGUCUUCUAUAAUGGCAAGGUGGACUACUUCGACCUGCAGCACCUGGGGGGCCUCCUCUCACACCUUCGGAAAACCCUCAAAGAUGACCUUGCUUCCAAAGCCAACAUUGUGAUUGACCCACUAGAGCUCCAGGCGGCCACCAUGGAUGACCUAGACGAAGAUGAAGAGCCAGCCCCAGCUGUGGCCCAGCGCCCCACGCAGGCCUUGGCUGUGGGAGGUGCACUGCCCCUGCCCCGGCCUGGCUGGCUCAGUUCUCCAACCCUGGGCCGAGCUAACCGCUUCCUCAGCACAGCGGCUGUGAGCCUCAUGACUCCACGGCGGCCUCUGAGCACCUCAGAAAAAGUGAAGGUCCGCACACUGAGCGUGGAGCAGAGGACACGUGAGGACAUUGAGGGCAACAACUGGAACGAGGGCCUGCUGCUGGGGCGGCCCCCUGAGGAGCCUGAGCAGCCCCUCACUGAGAACUCGCUGCUGGAAGUCCUGGAUGGUGCCAUCAUGAUGUAUAAUCUUAGUGUCCACCAGCAGCUGGGCAAGAUGGUGGGUGUUUCCGAUGAUGUCAAUGAAUAUGCUAUGGCUCUGAGGGACACAGAGGACAAGCUGCGCCGGUGCCCCAAGAGGAGGAAGGACAUCCUUGCAGAAUUGACCAAGAGUCAGAAAGUUUUCUCAGAAAAGCUGGACCAUCUGAGCCGCCGUCUUGCCUGGGUCCAUGCCACUGUCUAUUCCCAGGAGAAGAUGCUGGACAUCUAUUGGCUGCUGCGCAUCUGCCUGCGGACCAUUGAGCACAGUGAUCGUACAGGCUCUCUCUUUGCUUUUAUGCCUGAGUUCUACCUGAGCGUGGCCAUCAACAGCUACAGUGCUCUCAAGAAUUACUUCGGCCCUGUGCAUAGCAUGGAGGAGCUCCCAGGCUAUGAAGAGACCUUGACCCGCCUGGCUGCCAUCCUUGCCAAACACUUCGCUGACACACGCAUCGUGGGCACUGACAUCCGAGACUCACUGAUGCAGGCCCUGGCCAGCUACGUGUGCUACCCACACUCCCUGCGGGCUGUGGAACGAAUCCCCGAGGAGCAGCGUAUCGCCAUGAUACAGAACCUCCUUGCACCCUAUGAGCAGCGGCCCUGGGCCCAGACCAACUGGAUCCUAGUGCGGCUGUGGAGGGGCUGUGGGUUCGGGUACCGCUAUACACGACUACCACAUCUGCUGAAAACCAAGCCUGAGGAUGCCAAUUUGCCGAGCCUCCAGAAGCCCUGCCCCUCCACCCUGCUGCAGCAGCACAUGGCGGACCUGCUGCGGGAAGGCCCUGAUGUAGCACCCAGCUUCCUCAACAGCGUCCUCAACCAGCUCAACUGGGCAUUCUCUGAAUUCAUUGGCAUGAUUCAGGAGAUUCAGCAGGCUGCUGAACGUCUGGAGCGAAACUUUGUGGACAGCCGGCAGCUCAAGGUAUGCGCCACCUGCUUUGACCUCUCGGUCAGCCUGCUGCGUGUCCUGGAGAUGACCAUCACGCUAGUGCCUGAGAUAUUCCUUGACUGGGCUCGACCUAACUCUGAGAUGCUCCUGCGGCGUCUUGCACAGCUGCUGAACCAGGUGUUGAACCGGGUGACAGCUGAGAGGAACCUGUUUGACCGUGUGGUAACCCUACGGCUGCCUGGCCUAGAGAGUGUGGACCAUUACCCCAUUCUGGUGGCAGUGACGGGCAUCCUGGUACAGCUCCUGGUACAUGGCUCAGCCUCAGAGCGGGGCCCCGUGGCCAGGCACACGAAGACGCCCGCAUGCCGCUGCUGCACGUUUCCUAUGGCCAAGCUGCCGUCUGCCAGCACUGUGAUACUACCGUCGCGGGAUCCUGGCGCCAUGAGCAGCUCAUGCUGUGGUGAAACCCAGGCGAUGCGCAGGGCCGGCGCGCUGGUGUUGCAGUAUAGCCUCAGGGACCGACCCACCUGCGCAUGCAGCUGCUCUUCCGGCCGCUCUAGGCUGAAAGCUGGGGCAGCAGUGCAGUUCUCGAAGACUCGGCUGUGCUCAAAGAAGCGCACGCGGGACGACAGAAAGAGCCACAUCAGUGCUUCUGGCAGAUCCCUGCUUUCAGCUCCGCUCAAUAUCCUAUCUCCUGGGGCAGCCAGAGCCCCCAGCACCUGGCACUGCCCUGCCAGUCCCUGACCGGAAGCGCUUCUCCCUGCAGAGCUGUGAGUGGGGUGGGGAAGGCGGUCAGGUGCCUUGAAAACAGCAAAUUCCCAGGCUGGAAUAUUCUUUUUUUUUUGUAGAGACAUAGUCUCACUUUAUGGCCCUCGGUGUGCCGUGGCCUCACCCAGCUCACAGCAACCUCCAGCUCCUGGGCUUAAGCGAUUCUCUUGCCUCAGCCUCCCAAGUAGCUGGGACUACAGGCGCCUGCCACAACGCCCGGCUAUUUUUUGGUUGCAGUUCCGCCGGGGCUGGGUUUGAAUCCGCUACCCUCGGUAUAUGGGGCCGGCGCCUUACCGACUGAGCCCCAGGCGCCGCCCCAGGCUGGGAAUAUUCAAGGGAUACCGUGUUCUUGGGCCACAUUUGGCCUGAUUCUACCUACCACU